Messenger RNA from Ectocarpus siliculosus, 2874 nucleotides. The record is from the annotation of a GenBank genome assembly. Lineage: Eukaryota; Phaeophyceae; Ectocarpales; Ectocarpaceae.
UGCUGUGCUGCGCCGCUACUGUCAGGUAUUUCCCCCUUGUGCAAGAGAGAAGGAAACAACCUGCGACGCCUUCGAUGAUACACCCUCCGGGCCGUUCCUGCUGUUUCGAUUCUGCCGUCGUCCCGUCUCCUCCCCUCGUCGAGGCACCGCACGAAAAACAACAUGGCCGUGCUGGCUCUAGCCCCCGCCUCCAAGGGAAGAGGGACGAGAAGAGCUCGUCAUCCUCACAUGACCAUUCUAGCCGAGGAUGGGCGAGAUUUACCCAGUGUGCCGUGCUGGCCCUUGCACUAGCUGGGCCUCUUGGUGCAAUGGGCCAGGAGGAUGGUAGUAGCAGUUCCACGCCUGAUGGUGAGGGGGAAGACGCGGAGGAUUCGAGCGUCUUGGGGACGGUUGUCAGUUUCCUCGUGGUGAUAGUCCUGGUAGCUGCGUCGGGGCUGUUCUCCGGGCUGACCCUGGGCCUGCUAGGCUUGGACAAGAUCGGGCUGGAGAUCAUCAGCCACGGAGAUGAGCCUCGCAUGGCCGCUUUCGCUAAGAAAAUCCAACCCGUGAGGGCGGACGGCAACCUCCUCCUGUGCACGCUGCUGCUCGGCAACGUGGCCGUGAACGCCCUGCUCUCGAUCGUGAUGGCGCAGCUCACCUCCGGCUUGGUGGGGUUCGCCCUGGCGACGGUCAUCAUCACCAUCUUCGGCGAAAUCAUACCCCAGGCGGUAUGUUCGCGCCACGCUCUGCGCAUCGGGUCGAAAGUGGUGCCGCUGGUGAAGGGCAUCAUAUUCCUGCUCUACCCCGUUACCAAGCCGCUGAGCCUGAUGCUCGACAAGCUGCUGGGAGACGAAAUCGGCACCAUCCACUCGCGAAAGGAGCUGAGCGAGCUGCUCAAGAUCCACGUAGAGCACGGUGCCAUCGACGUGGAGACGGGCAGGGAGGUGGCCGGCGCGAUGAACUACAAAGAGCACACCGUUCGUGAGGUGAUGACGCCCGUCAAGGACUGCUUCAUGCUCAGCGUCUCUGAGAAGCUCAACUUCAAGACGCUUUCGGUCAUCUUCAAGAGCGGUUUCAGCCGCAUCCCGGUGUUCGCCAAAGACCGCAACGACGUGAUCGGGCUGCUGUUCACGAAGGACCUCAUCUUCAUCGACCCCGAUGACGAAACGCCUCUAAAAAACUUCGUACAGAUUUUCGGCAGGGCGGUCACGGUGGUCUGGCCGGAUUUUACCCUCGGGGACGUGCUAAAUGUCUUCAAGCAGGGGAAGAGCCACCUGAGUCUCGUGCGGGACGUCAACGACGCCGGCGAGGGAGAUCCAUUCUACGAAGUGGUGGGCAUCAUCACCUUGGAGGACAUAAUCGAAGAGAUCCUGGGAGAUGAGAUUGUCGACGAGACCGACGCCUUUGUCGAUAUGCAGAACCAGCUGCCGGUGCAAAGGAGCCAGUUCGACAUGUCCCGUCUCCAGCUCCUGAACGCCAACGCCGACAAGUCUGCCCUUUCGACCGACGAGGCUAAGGCCGUGGCGUCGCACCUCAUGGCCAACGUGCCUCAGUUCGAAGGCAUCAACGUGAGCCACGUGGAGUCGAUCAUCGCAGCUUCUCCUGUGGUGGAAGUAAACAAAGAGGACAAACACACCGGCAGGUCGGAGCCGGCACCAGCGGAGGUGCUGUAUCGCCGAGGACGCACGAGCACCAUGUGCACCCUCAUUCUCACGGGCAAGGUGGUCGUCUUGGCCGGCAGAGACGGCUUUCGUUCCGACGCCGGUCCUUGGACCGUUCUCGGAGCCGACGCCCUUGUGGAGGACGAGGGGGCGUACAAGCCGGACUUCUCCGCGCACGCGGGGAGCGAGCGCCUUCGCUGCGUGCGCAUCAGCAAGGCUUCCUUCGAUACCGUCAUGUCCAUGUCCAAGCAAGAGGAAGAAGAGCCCCACCACGCGUCGCGGGCGGAGCCCCACGGCGGAGGGAACACCGACGGCAACAACACCGACGGCAGCGGCAACAACAAGGCGGGCGUGACCGGCUACGUUAGAAAAAGCGGACCAAAACCGAGGGCAUUUUCGGACGAAGGAUCGAGGCAUCAAGCUGACCCAGCGACAAGCGGCAGCGUCGGUGCGGUUGGAGCAGGAACAAAGGCCGCGGGGAGAAUAACCCUGUCCCCGUCGAAAAUUCGCAGAGGCCUGCCGACCGGGGCGUCUCUGAAAAUUCUGCAAGCUGCGACGGGGGUUGCCAUGACUACUUCAUCGACCACUAGCACCCCGAUGCGAAGCAAGCACACGGAGGACGAACCUCUUGAGGCGCAAGAAGCUUCUCCGAGAGAAGAUACCGGUGCUGGUGCUAGCGCUGUCGCUUCAAACGGUACCGCUGAGGAGACUGGGAUCAGCAUGGUUGCCGCCACGCGCCCCGUUCCUAGCAGUCGGGUGUCGGGGGACGGAACGGGCGAUGCGGAAAGCAAUUGUAGACCGCCGGAAGAUGACGCGCUGGACAACUCGACGCCGAAGACCGCUGCACUGUAGAUUCAUAUGAGAUUCAUCAUUUCCGGGAAUACGGACACACUGCUGUAGUACCGUGUGCACGUACUUUUAUUUUGUUGUUCAGACUGAGUGAAUUAGUAGGAAAAAAAUACGUGGAUGGGCAUGCAAUGCUCGCGUUUAUCGUCUGGAGAUGGCUCGAUCGAUCGUACGUCAGUGUGAUGCAUGACGAAGAAGACUCCUAUUGUAGCGUUUGUUCUAUGUGGGUAGUUUAGGGUUUGGGGUUUAGGGUUAUUACUGUCUGCCGUGCUUGUUUUUGAUCUUUUGUAAAGAGAUUCCGAGGCGCCUACCAUAGUCCAGUCACGAUACCAAGCCAAAUGGUGAAAAACUGGCGUGGCAGGAUGUUUGAUUGCUUCCCGACGCUUGG